AUGGGGAUUCCCGAUGACCAAGCCGUCGGAUCUAGCCCGCCUUCAUCAUCUGGAGCCGAGCGAUCCUCGCAUGGCGGUCAGAGCAGGCUGAUCAUCACGGAGAUGGUCCUCGAGAACUUCAAGUCGUACGCGGGCGUGCAGCGCGUAGGACCGUUCCACAAGUGCUUCUCGUCGGUCGUCGGCCCCAACGGCAGCGGCAAGAGCAACGUGAUCGACGCCAUGCUCUUCGUGUUCGGAAAACGCGCGAAGCAGCUGCGACUGAACAAGGUGUCGGAGCUGAUUCACAACUCCACAGACCAUCAAAAUCUCGAGUCGGCCCGCGUAUCCGUGCACUUCAAAGAGAUAGUUGAUUUGGAUGACGAGAAGUACGAGUCAGUGCCAGGAUCGGAGUUCGUUAUAUCGCGUACGGCGUACCGCAACAACACGUCCAAGUACCACGUGGACGACCACGCGAGCACGUUUACGGAGGUGACGAGGCUGCUCAAGGCCAAGGGGGUGGACCUCGACAACAACCGCUUCCUCAUCCUGCAGGGCGAGGUGGAGCAGAUCGCGAUGAUGAAGCCCAAGGCGCAGGGCCCGCACGACGAGGGGCUGCUGGAGUACCUGGAGGACAUCAUCGGCUCCAACCAGUACAUUGAGCAGAUCGACGCCGGCGCCAAACAGCUGGAGGAACUGAACGAGCGGCGCGUGGGGUUGGUGGAGCGAGUGAAGCACGCGGAGAAGGACAAGGACACGCUCGAGGAGGCGAAGCGGGCGGCGGAGGCGUACAUGGUGAAGGAGGCGCAGUGCGCGCAGUGGGGCAUGGUGGGGCGCUCGCUGGCGCUGAGGGAGUCGCAGGGCAAGGCGGGCGCGCUGGGCGCCAAGGUGGCGGCGCUGGAGGACACGCUGACGGCGGAGAAGGAGAAGUGCGCAGGGCUGCGGGAGGAACUUCAGGUGAAGACAGACGCGUGCGAGAAGUGCAACACGGAGUAUGAGGCGCUGUGCGGGGAGCUGGAGGCGGCGAGGGCGGACUUCAAGGAGUACGAGCGCAAGGACGUGAAGAUGCGCGAAGACCUCAAACACUGCAAGGCGCGCCUCAAGAAGCUCGCCGAUAAGAUCGCCAAGGACACAGCCAAGGCGGAGGAGGUGGAGAAGGCAGCAGCGGCGGCGGAAAAGGCCAUCCCCGAGCUGGAGAAGAAGGCAGCCGCGCUGGCACCGCGGCUGGCGGAAGCGGAGAAGAAGCUGGAGAGCAUCCAGGAGCACGUCCGAGUGGAGGUGGAGCGGCAGCAGCAGCAGCUGGGCCCGCUGCAGGAGCAGCUGGCGCCGUUGGAAGAGAAGUCGAGCGCCGCCAAGGCCAAGGCUGACGUCACGCGUACGAAGCUGAGCCUCAUCCGCGACAAGCACGCGGCCGCCGAGAAGCAGCUGGAGGCGGUGCGGAAGGCGAUAGAGGAGCGCGAGGAGGGGCGGAAGCAGAAGCAGGAGCAGCUGAAGCGCAUGGAGGCGGCCGUGAGGGAGAGUGAGGCGGUGGCGGCUGCCAGCGCCAAGGAGGAAGAGGCCAAGGCGGAGGAGGAGGCUGCCGCGCGCGCAGAAGCGGAGGCGGCGCAGGGGCGCGCGGCGGAGAUGAAGGAGGCGGCAGCGGCGCAGCGCAGCAGCAGCGCCAUCCUGACGGCGCUGCUGCAGGCGAAGCGGGACGGCAGCAUCCCGGGCAUCUACGGCCGCCUGGGCGACCUGGGCGCCAUCGACGCCAAGUACGACGUGGCAAUAUCAACGGCGUGCGCGGCACUGGAGUACAUAGUGGUGGACAACAUCGAGACUGCACAGGCGUGCACGGCGCUGCUGAGGGAGCGGCAGCUGGGCGUGCAGACCUUCCUCGCCCUGGACAAGCAGCAGCACCUGGUGCGGGACAUGUCAGAGAAGGUGAGCACGCCGGAGGGCGUGCCGCGCCUGUUCGACCUGGUGCACGUGCAUGACGCGCGCCUGCUGCCCGCCUUCUGGUUCGCCCUGCGCAACACGCUCGUCGCCUCCUCCCUCGACCAGGCCUCGCGCAUCGCGUACGGCGCGGACGCGCGGUUCAGGCGGGUGGUGACGCUGGCGGGGGAGAUGUUCGAGUCCAGCGGCACCAUGGCGGGCGGCGGGGGGCGCCCCCGCGGCGGCCGCAUGGGCAGCUCGCUCAAGGCGGCGGCGGCAGCGGCAGGCGGGGGAGUGACGCGGGAGAUGGUGGAGGAGGCGGAGAGGGAGGUGGCGCACGUGGUGGCGCGCCUGGAGCGAGCGCGGGAGGAGAGGCGCGCGGCUGUGGCGAGGAGAGAGGAGGCGGAGAGGGUGUUGAAGCGGCUGGGAAUGGACAUUCCCAAGGUCCAGAUGGAGAUCGAGUCCCUGGCAGCGCAGGUGGGCGAGCUGCAGCAGCGCGUGCAGGGGCUGCAGGCGGCGGCCGUGACGAGCGCGGAGGAGGAGAGGCAGAUGGGCGUGUUGCAGCAGCAGCUGGCGGGCGAGGAGGGCGACGAGGCGCGCAUUCAGGAGGAAAUGGCGCCGCUGGUGGCGGCGGUGGCGCGCGUGCAGCAGGCCAUCACUGAUGCCGGCAGGGAGGCGCUGGGCGAGCAGAAGGACCACGUGGCCGCCAUCCAGAAGGCCAUAGACGAGGCGCAGACGGGCAUCAACCAGAGCCGUGUGACGGUGGCCUCGAGCAGCCGCAACCUGGAGAAGCUGAGGAAGGCGGUGGGGGAGGCGGAGGAGGAGAGGGCGAAGGCGGAGGAGGAGAUGACACGGAAGAAGGAGGAGAUGAACGCCGUCAUGCAGGAGGCCUUUGCUGUCAACGACAACUACGAGCGCCUCCGCCAGUUGGUGGAGGGCAAGAAGGAGGAGUAUGGCGGCAUGAAGAAGGAGUUCCUGGCCAUCAAGGCACAGCUCGACAAGAUGCGCACCGGGGAGGUGGAUGUGGAAUUGAAGCUGGAAGAUGCGAGGAAGGCGCUGAGGACGAGUCAGGAGAUGGCUCGCCUGCAGAGGGAGAAGCUGAGGGCGCUGGGCGCGCAGCUGAGGCAGCACAUCGCACAGAUGCAAGCGGAGGGCAUUGCAGAGGAGGACGCGGAGGCUGCUGGGCUGCCGUGGGACCUGCAGGAGGAGGAAGGGGAGAGGCAGGGCAGGGCACGACCGGCAGCAGCAGGCGCAGCAGAAAGAGGAAGCCAAGGGGAGGAUGAGGAGAUGGAGGGCGAUGAAGCUGCAGAGCACAGGGAGGGAGGUGUGGGUGAGGUGGGGGUGGCAGAUGGGGGGGAUGGUGAGCUGGAGAAGCUGCAGGCCCGCUUGUGUGGUAACCUUGUGCGUGUGGUUACGAGUCGGGAGGAGGCAGCAGCAGGGGAGCAGCGGCUGCGAGCAGAGCUGGAGGCACUCAAGGGGAACCUCAACCUGAGCUCCAUCGCAGAGUACCGCAAGAAGGAGGCGGUGUAUUCACAGAGGCUGGGCGAGCUGGAGGCGGUGACAGCGGAGCGCGACAGCGUGCGGGUGGCACAGGAGGAGGUGAAGCGGCGGCGGCUGGACGAGUUCAUGGCGGGGUUUGACAUGAUCACGAUGCGGCUCAAGGAGAUGUACCAGAUGAUCACGCUGGGCGGCGAUGCUGAGCUGGAGCUGGUGGACUCACUGGACCCGUUCAGCGAGGGCAUUGUGUUCUCCGUGCGCCCGCCCAAGAAGAGCUGGAAGAACAUCUGCAACCUCUCGGGUGGGGAGAAGACACUGAGCUCGCUGGCGCUGGUGUUCGCGCUGCACCACUACAAGCCCACGCCCCUCUACGUCAUGGAUGAGAUCGACGCCGCUCUCGACUUCAAAAACGUGUCCAUAGUGGCGCAUUACAUCAAGGAGCGCACUAAGAACGCCCAGUUCGUCAUCAUCAGCCUGCGCAACAACAUGUUUGAGCUGGCGGAUCAUCUCGUUGGGAUAUACAAGACACACAACUGCACCAAGAGCAUCACUAUCAACCCACGUAGCUUUGCACCUAUAGCCAUGGCUUCUGAGGAUCUGCCUCGUGGCUCCGUAGCGGUCAUGUCGGAGGUGGAGGUCAUGUUCGCUUUCCUUGCCUACGCCGUUCCAAUAGUGGCGAUGAUCUCGUACCACAAACGCAGCACCCAGUGGUACCACAACCACAUGGCUGCAGCAUUCGGUCCUGACUGGAGAAACCACUCGCCAGUGGCUGGUCUACGAGCAGCCAAUGAGGAGGCAACACAAAGCAAGAGGCUCCCGAGCUUGCCAGAGCACCCAGAGGAAGAGCAAGAGGAGAAAGAGCAGCAGGAGAGUGCAGGGGAGGGAGAAGGGGUUGACAAGAAGUCGGGCAAGGGAGAAAUGGGAGAAGAGAAGGGGCAGCAGCAAAAACCUCAAGAGGGGAUAAAGGGGGAACAGCUGGAGAAGCAGAAAGAGAAGGUCAACGCAGGCCAGAGAAAUCAGCGAGCGAGCCACAGGUCGCUUUUCAACGUGCGGAAUCUGAGCAGUCCUUCUGUCUUCCUUCCUGCCAUUCUCGCCCUCCUGAUGGCUGUGCCUCUCGGCCUUGGGAGUGGGUUGAUUGGCUUCAUGCAUGGAGUGGUUUUGGGUCCACAGGAGGCCAUCACUUCUGCACUGUAUGGUGUUGCUGCUGGAGCACUGUACCCAUUUCAUAUGCUUGGGUUGCUCAGAGACCAAAAGCAUUCACAUCAAGAUUAG
Messenger RNA from Closterium sp. NIES-65, 4656 nucleotides. The record is from the annotation of a GenBank genome assembly. NCBI's taxonomy places the organism in Eukaryota, Viridiplantae, Streptophyta, Zygnematophyceae, Desmidiales, Closteriaceae.